This is a messenger RNA of Archocentrus centrarchus (flier cichlid), 2290 nucleotides long. RefSeq names its product solute carrier family 25 member 34 (gene slc25a34). The transcript is spliced from 6 exons. The record is from RefSeq and is a predicted model, not a curated record. The coding region runs from base 314 to 1345 and encodes 343 amino acids. Lineage: Eukaryota; Metazoa; Chordata; Actinopteri; Cichliformes; Cichlidae.
UGUUUACAAUAAUGGAGCAGAGAGGAAGAAUGGAGCUGCUCGGGAUCAAUGAACUCUAUGGUGCCUUAUUUGAACAGACUGCCGGUGAUAAUGAAAGUUAGUGCAGGAGGACACCACGAGGCGCAGUGUCAUAGCACAAACAUGCAAAGCAGAUGUUGAAUGAGUUAUCACAAAAGUUGGUAGCUUCUGUUUCUGAAUUUACUGUACUCUACCAAGCACAAUACGCUCUUCCUGUUCCCUAACAAGCUGAGAGAAGGAGAGGGAAGUCAUCACAAUUACUGCUGGGGCAAACUGUGAAGAUCACUUCUCAGUGAUGACAAGUGCUCAAGUGCUGAAAAUGUCACCCGAAAAGUCUGUGUUUGCACCACAGCCUUCCCACAGGAUGGCAUCCAGGGUGUCCACAGUCCCCCAUGGUGUCUUUGGCCCUUUGCCGCCACCUCCAGCAGUUUGGCCUCCACUGGACUUCGCCUUGGGUGCUCUCGCCUGCUGCGCAGCCUGUGUGUUCACCAAUCCUCUGGAGGUGGUGAAGACUCGUCUGCAGCUCCAGGGGGAGCUUCGUGCUCGGGGAUCCUACCAGAGACACUACCGUGGGGUCCUGCAGGCGCUCUGGGUGGUGGGCCGCACGGAUGGCCUCCGGGGCUUGCAGAAGGGACUCUCAGUCGGGCUCAUCUACCAGGGUGUGAUGAACGGCGUGAGGCUUGGCUCGUACUCUUACUGUGAGGCUCUGGGUAUCACUUCUUUCCAUGGAGGGAGUCUGCUGUCAGGAGCAGGUGCUGGAGCUCUGGGUGCCUUCAUUGCUUCUCCUGCCUACCUGGUGAAGACUCAUCUGCAGGCUCAGACGGUGGCAGCCAUUGCAGUAGGUCACCAGCAUAACCAUCUGGGAGUAUCUGAUGCCUUUGUUACCAUCUAUAGAAAAGAAGGUUUAAUUGGUCUUUGGAGGGGUGUGAACGGGGCUGUGCCUCGAGUUAUGGUGGGAUCAGCUGCUCAGUUGGCAACCUUCACCUCGGCCAAGGACUGGGUUUCAUAUACUCAGUGGUUCAGUCCAAACAGCUGGCUUACAGUUUUGAUGGCUGCUGCAAUCAGUGGAGUUGCUGUGGCCAUUACCAUGACACCAUUUGAUGUCAUUAGUACACGGCUCUACAACCAGCCAGUGGAUGAGUGUCAUAGGGGGCGUCUGUACCAUGGAUUUUCAGAUUGUCUGCUGAAGGUGUGCAGAGCUGAGGGCCUGCUGGGGUUGUAUAAAGGCAUGGGCCCCGUGUUCCUGCGAUUGGCCCCACACACGGUGCUCAGCAUGCUGUUCUGGGAUCUGAUGAGGCAACAGGCAAUGAAGGACAAGCAGAGGUGAAACGCCAAGACUUGCACACCUCAUGUUCUGCUGUAGCUGUCAGAGGACUCCUUCAUUAAUGAAACACUGAAUUUAAAGCAAGUGCGGUUCAUUUUGGGAAAUAAAUGUAUUUACCUUUCUUCCAGAGAGUGAAAUGAGAGGAUUAAUAUAACUUUUUUAAUGGUUAAUAUGAAGCUAGAACUAGCAGCUGGUUAAUUAAAUUAUCCUAGUAAAAACAGCUAUUUUAACUUUGGCUAGGCAACAAAAUUCAUUUUGUAACCCUUCUGAAGCUUAAUAAUACCUUAUAAAAUGAUGGUUUAUUGUUUCUACACUUCUUAUUAAACAUAUAGGCCUAACGUGAAAUGUUAGUUGGUAAACUUUAGAGGUACUGAUAGCUGGUGCUAGCUCUGACAGACUAGCCGUUUCCCUCCAUUUUCAGUCUUCAUGUGUGCUGGUUGUUGCUUCAUAUUUAACUGACAGACACUGGGUGCCAUAUUGGACAUCUCAUCUUACUCUUUGCCAGAAAGCACCAUGAGAAGAAUGUCAAACUUACUGCUUUAAGUGGGAGUUCUUCUGUCCCAGCUAGCACAGGAAAUGAACACCGAAGCACUCAAGACAUGUUCCUAUAAAAAUGUCUGUAGUGUAUAAAUUUGUUGAUCAGGGUUUACAUUAUACCUCAAGCUUAAUUUAAAGCAGUCUUGUAGGAGUUCGCUUCUCAGCUCGUCAUUGUGGGUGCGGCCAACCUGAAGAACAAGUCUUUAUGCCUGUUUGCCAUGUGUUUUGCAGUUUAUUACACUGUCUAAAUGCCUUGUCUGUGUAUACAUAAAAACCUGAUGGGAUUUUCUUUUUUUUUUUUUUUUUAUAAGUUGACUGACUUGAAUUACCUGUAACUAAAACCAAGAAUGCCAUUUAUAAUUUAAAGUUUAUAUGUGCAGCAAUUCAACCUACUGGUACGUCAAACCCAUA